AUGCUCAAAGCAAGGAAUGCCUACGGUUGUUUUGGCGAUUACGAGAAGCAGCGAGACGUCACAGAACGUGGCCUGCGGAUGCAGGAACAACUUUAUGGCUCAGACCACAGCAAACUGGCGCCGACAUUGGGAAGUUUGGGGAACCUUCACGGGCACUUGGGCAACUAUGAGAAACAGAAGGAUCUUCUCCUGAGAUCAUUGACCAUCAUGGAGCGAGAGUAUGGCCCGGAGAAUCGAAUGGUUGCUAUCGCGUUGACCAACCUGAGCAACGCCUACCAACGCCUGGGCAAUGCACCGGAACAGCAGCGGCUUCUGGAACGGGCCCAAAGUAUUGCGGAAACGCUGCCGGGCCAUCAGGGGAUGCAAGCGUGUAUCCUGACCAACUUGGGUAAUUCUCAUGGCCUCCUGGGCAACGCAAAGAAGCACAAAGACUUUCUGGAGCGAGCUCUAGCCCUGAAGGAGCAGGAGUAUGGUCCGGACCAUCCGGAGGUGGCGGUUACUUUGAUGGGCUUGGGCUGUGCCUAUGGAACAUUGGGCUUUGCCGAGACGCAGAGACAAUUCAUUGAGCGGGCGCUGAAGAUCAAGCGACGCGCGUUUGGUGAUAAACACGUGGCAACGGCUGGAGCAUUAGUGGUCCUGGGCACAACCAUGGGCGUUCUGGGAGACGUUGAGAGUGAGAAGGAUUUCAUCAGCCAGGGCCUAGCGAUCCAAGAGGAGAACUUUGGCAGCGAUCAUCAGGAGGUUGCAUGCGCACUUGCAGCUCUGGGCCAGUGCCACGCAAACUUGGGAAACGAUCGUACGCACAAGGACUUGGCACAACGUGCCCUUGCCAUUGAAGAGAGGACGUUUGGGCCAGAACACCGGGAGUUGAUUACAACCUUGGUUUCGCUGAGCGAAGCCGAAGGAUCUCUGGGCAAGGCCGAGUCGCAGCAGCGGACGGCAGACAGAGCGCUCGCCAUUGCGUGCAGAUGCUACGGCAAAGAGCAUCUGGAAACUGCGCCUGCAUUGCUGAGUUUAGGUGAUGCCUGCCGCCGCCUGGGGCAGCUCUCCUUAUCCAAGUCGCACUUGAAGCGCGCGCUGAAGAUCCAGGAGGCGGACUUGGGCGCCAAUCACCGGAGCUUGGCCAAAGGCUUGGUCUCUUUGGCCUUGGCCAUGGGACAGUCAGGCGACUUUGAGAAGCAAAAACUGCUCAGCGAGCGAGCGUUGGAAAUCCAGCGCAGGGACUUCGGUGCCAGCCAUCGCUUUACAGCUCGGACUUGGCACUCCUUAGGGAAGGCCAAUGUGGCCCUGGGUGAAUUUUCAUUGGCAAAGCAGCAGCUAGAAGAAGCACUUCGCAUACAGACCAAAGAGUAUGGCCCUGGACAUAAGGAAGUGGGCCUCACUUUGGUUUCACUUAGUGAAGUCGUUGAAAAGGAUCGACUGGAGCUUGCGCAGCGCGCGGUGAAGAUCUUGGGCGAAGCCUAUGGCCCUGACCAUGUGGAGUGCGCCCCGGCUUUGUUGGCGUUGGGAGAAGCUUUUGGUCAAGAGAACAUCCAGAAAUACCAGCGCUGCGUCAAGAAAGCGCUGAAGAUCCAGGAACGAGAAUUUGGUCCUGGCCACUGUUUGCUGGCACCUGCGCUGCAGAGCUCUGCCAAGGCCUUUGGUGAGGUGCUCCGGCGCCCCAAACCACGAUCAAAGGCUCCAAGAGUUGCUGAGCUGCUGCAAACGCCGCGACGAGCUUUGAUCGAAAUCGAUCUCCAGGUCCUCAUUGAUCCAAGUCUCAAGGUUUCGCGAAGGUAUCGUUGCAUCCUCAUCUUGCGGGUGGCCAAAAUGGUGGGGCCCAAGAAAGAGGCUCUGGCGAUCGCAGAGGGACAGCUCAAAGAAGCGGAGGACAAGUUAUCCGUGAAAAAGGCUGAGCUUCAGGCUGUGCAGGACAAUGUGGCCAAAUUGUUGGAAGAGUUCGCCACUGCAAAGCAAAAGAAAGAUGACUUGCAGCAGCAGUUUGAGGUUUGUACUAAGCGCCUGAUCACGGCCGAAAAGCUGAUCAACGGUCUUGGUGGAGAGAAGUCCCGUUGGCAGGCCUCAUCAGCAACUCUCGGUUUGCAGUACAACAACCUCACUGGCGAUGUACUGAUCUCCUCUGGAAUAAUCGCAUAUCUGGGCUGCUUCUUGGCGAAGUACCGGAAUGAAUCCGUUGACUCUUGGAUCUCUCUGAUGCAGGAAAACAAGGUUCCCUCAUCGUCCAGCUUCCUUCUUCGUUCGGUCAUUGGAGAAGAUGUCGUCAUUCGUCAAUGGGUGAUCGACAAGCUGCCCAACGACCAGGUGUCCAUCGACAAUGCCCUGAUUUUGAACAACUCGCGUCGAUGGCCUCUGAUGAUUGACCCUCAGAUUCAGGCCAACAAGUGGAUUCGCAACUCGAAGGGCGAGAAACUUUUGGUUCUACGACUUUCACAGAACAACUAUGCGCGGAAGUUGGAGGUUGGUAUUUCCCAGGGCUUGCCAGUUCUCAUUGAGAACGUGCCUGAGGUGUUGGACCCCUUGCUGGAGCCCCUUCUACAAAAGGCCAAGUUCAAAGCUGGCAACAUGAUCAUGAUCCGCUUGGGUGACUCAACGGUGGAGUACAACGAAGACUUCCGGCUCUUCAUUACCACCAAGUUGCCGAACCCACACUACUCUCCAGAGAUUUGCGUGCAGGUCACGCUGCUGAAUUUCAUGGUCACUCCGGAUGGCUUGCAAGAUCAAAUGUUGGGAAUCCUUGUAGCCAAGGAAGAACCAGAAGUGGAGAAGAAGCGGCAGAACUUGAUCAUCGAAAGUGCCCAAAGCAAGGCGCAAUUGAAAGAGAUUGAGGACAAAAUCCUGGAGCUGCUGUCCAAUUCCAAAGGAAACAUCUUGGAUGAUGAGGAGUUGAUCACCACCUUGGCCAAUUCCAAGGUCACAUCCACCCGCAUCGAAGAGAGGGUGAAGGAACAGGAGAAGACACAGGCUUUGGUGCAGGAGACACGCGAGACUUAUGUUCCUGUCUCUGUACGAAGCUCCGCUAUGUUCUUUGUCAUCGCGGACCUUUGCAAGGUAGAGCCUAUGUACCAAUACAGCCUGGAAUGGUUUAUUGACAUCUUCCUGCUGGCCAUCAAAACUGCAGAGAAACCUGAGCGCAAUCUGCAACGGCGUCUGACGGCUUUGCAGAAUCAGUUCAUCAAGCUUCUCUACGAAAAGGUCUGUGACUCGCUUUUCGCCAAAGACAAACUCAUGCUGUCCUUAUUGCUCACCUUCAAGUCCAUGGAGGUGGACCAUGAGUUGGACCAAGCCGAAAAGUCGUUGCUCCUGGUGGGUGGCACUACUGGUGCGGAGGUCCGGGCGAGGCCACAAGCGGAUUGGCUGAGUGACGUCAGUUGGGCUCGGCUUUCGGAGCUGGAAGAUUUGGGCAAAGGUCCAUGGCCAGGUUUCACGGAGAAGUUUGCGCAGAACCUUCCUGGAUGGAAAGCUGUCUUUGACUCUGACGAUCCAGUUCAUGCUCCGUGGCCAGGGAAUCUACAAGAGCAGAUGACUCCGGUGCAACGAGCAUUGGUGCUUCUUGCAGUCCGUGCGGAUGCCACUGUACCAGGCCUUCAGGAUAUCAUCCUUGCCAAGCUGGGUGCGGAGUUCUUGGAACCACCUCCAUUCAACCUUGAGAAGGUCUAUAGCGACAGCAACAACGUCACGCCCUUGAUCUUCGUGUUGUCUUCUGGGGCAGAUCCUAUGGCCGAGCUCAAUCGCUUGGCCAUGAAGAACAACAUGUUCGAGACGAAGGCAGCCGUGUCUUUGGGUCAAGGACAAGGACCCAAGGCGGAGUUCGCGAUCAACGAGGGCAAAACUGGAGGAAAUUGGGUGAUCCUGCAGAACUGCCACCUGGCUGUGUCGUGGAUGCCGGUCUUGGAGAAGCUCGUUGAAGAGUUGGACCCUGAUGUCGUGGCGGAUACCUUCAGACUUUGGCUCAGCGCCAUGCCAUCGCCGCAUUUCCCCGUGAGCGUGCUGCAGAACGGGAUGAAGAUGACAGUGGAACCACCCAAGGGGCUGAAGUCCAACCUGCUUCGCGCCUACCUUUCCUUUGAGGAAGAAUGGUUCGACUCAGCAGGCAACAGUGAUGCAUCUCGCAAAGCCUUCCGCAAGAUGCUCUUUGGCCUGUGCUUCUUCCACGCUCUGAUCCAGGAGCGUUGCAACUACGGACCGCUGGGUUGGAACAUCCCUUAUCAGUUUUCUGAGCCGGAUCGGCAGAUCUGCGUCUCACAGCUCAAGAUGUUCCUUGAAGAGAACCAAACGAUACCGUACGCGGCACUGCGCUACACGGCUUCGGAGGCAAACUACGGUGGUCGAGUGACGGAUGCACAUGACCGCAUCACUAUCACCAACCUUGUCACAGACUACUACUGUGAGGAUAUCCUGAAGGAUGGCUACAAGUUUUCAGAGUCGGGGACCUACUAUGCUCCAAAGCAUCAGCCCCUUAGUGGCUACUUGGAGUACAUCCGAGCUCUACCCAUCAACCAGAUGCCCGAGGCAUUUGGCUUGCAUGCAAAUGCCAAUCUUUCUGCGGCCAUCAAGGAAGGCCUGGGAGUGCUCUCCACAGCCAACUCCAUGCUGCCGAAGGGUGGUGGUGGCGAUGGAGGAGGGAAAACCACCGACCAAGUCCUGACGGAGCUGUCCUCGAAAUUUCUGCACGACAUUCGUGUUCCUUUCGACACUGAGUGGCUAGUCGCAACGUACCCGACAGACUACAAUGAGUCUAUGAACACAGUGGUGAAUCAGGAGGCAUUGCGCUUCAACAAGCUCUUGAUCCGCGUCCGCGCCAGUCUGGUGGAUAUCGGAAAAGCCGUGAAGGGCUUGGUGAUCAUGGGGCCAGAUUUGGAGGAUGUCGCGAAUGGCAUCCUGCUCAACAAGCAGCCCGCCUUUUGGCAGAAGAACUCCUAUCCCUCCCUAAAACCGAUGUCGUCAUAUGUUGCAGAUCUGGUGGCACGCAUGAAUUUCUUCACCGAUUGGAUGGAAAAUGGACAUCCGGCCAAUUAUUGGCUCUCCGGAUUUUUCUUCACCCAAUCCUUCCUCACUGGACAGCUUCAGAACUUUGCGCGCAAGAAGAAGUUUCCGAUUGACACUUUGAUCUGGACCUUCCACUUUUUGAAGAGGGAAAUUGCCAGCCAUCCAAAGCCAGAGGAGGGUUGCAUCGUCUAUGGUCUUUUCAUGGACGGCGCCCGCUGGUGUAAUGACAAGCAGGUCAUCCAAGACAGUCUUCCGAAGGUGCUAUUCUCUGAGAUCCCACACAUGCAUUGGAUUCCGUGCGAGAAAGACAAGGACCCUACAGACAUGUCAAAAGUCUACCCAUCGCCGAUCUACAAGACAUCUGAACGAAAGGGUGUGCUAUCAACUACCGGGCACUCCACCAACUUCGUUUGCACCAUCAAAAUCCCCAUUGCACCCGAGCACAGCGCGAAGUUCUGGAUUAAGCGCGGCGUUGCAUGCUUAUGUCAGCUCGAUGAUUGAGACCGUUGCAAGCUGGAGAUGUAGCAUAGUUUGGCCAUUUCCAGACAUUGGACCAACUCUAGUCUUUUUCUUCAUGGUUCUGCUGUCAUUAAAAUAACCUUGAUCCUCUUGU
This is a messenger RNA of Cladocopium goreaui, 5599 nucleotides long. The record is from the annotation of a GenBank genome assembly. NCBI's taxonomy places the organism in Eukaryota, Dinophyceae, Suessiales, Symbiodiniaceae.